This is a messenger RNA of Drosophila mauritiana, 5027 nucleotides long. It is a transcript of the gene inaE, whose product is annotated as sn1-specific diacylglycerol lipase alpha. The transcript is spliced from 15 exons. NCBI's taxonomy places the organism in Eukaryota, Metazoa, Arthropoda, Insecta, Diptera, Drosophilidae. Gene Ontology annotation, cellular component: postsynaptic membrane; dendrite membrane. The record is from RefSeq and is a predicted model, not a curated record. Bases 774 to 4718 code for a protein of 1314 amino acids. Gene Ontology annotation, biological process: lipid metabolic process.
GCUCGCCAACCGCGCGGUCAACGAAGACUGGCUGAGCUGAGCGGGCGCUUUCUCUUUUAUUUUUCUCCAUUGACGACGCUGCGUGCGCGUCGCAUCUCUCCCCCAAGAAACGGCAACAACAAUAAGAACUGCGCGGUGCAUAAAUAAAACAAACGAAAAUAUAUAUUUGUUAGCCGGGGAUUUAUGCAAAAUACACAAAAAUAAAUAAGACAAGAAAAGCAAACUAGUGAUGAGAGGCAAAAGUUAUAACAGUACUUAAGUCGCGGCACAAGAACGUAAACACAAAAUCGUGUGUGUAAAUUCCAUGGGAAAAAAGCUAAGGAAGGAAGAGGAAGCAGCAGCAGUACAAGAACAACAACAUGAGGACGCCGACGUCGACGCAGACAGCGACUGCGACGCCGGCAGCGGUAGCGGCAAGACAAUUCGAAUAUCUUUGGAUGCUGUUAGACUAACGGUGCUUUAGUGGUUGUUCUACAUAACCGCGUCUAUGUGUGUACGUGUUUGUGUGUGUGUAAAGCGGAAAAGCAGCAAAAACUGAAUGUGCAACCGAAGCAGCAAAGCAGCGGUAAAUAAAAGCCAUAAAAUAUUGCAAAAAGCAGCGAAUCGGUGAAAAGCGUUAACCGAAGCCAGGAAAAAAAGAAACAAACAGCCAAAACAACAAACAUCAAAAGUUGCCAACUUUUUUCUCUUGCGACCGCAGCAUCCGAAGAAGCAGCGGCGUCAGCAGCGACGCCCGACUGCAGCCAGCGUCGCGCUGGCAACAACAAAUUGCGAUGCCUGGACUUGUGGUCUUCAGACGUCGCUGGUCUGUGGGCUCUGAUGAUCUCGUGGUGCCGGGCGCAUUUCUCCUGACGAUUCAUUUUAUAUGUUUUGUGAUUGUUAGCGUCUCGUUGGUUAUCUUUGAGUAUAAUACACGAAUUUUAAGCGUAAAAUUAUUGUUCUAUCAUCUAAUAGGCUACUUGUUGAUACUAUUUUUUUCAAUAUGUGUAGAAAUAGGUAUAUGUGUGAUCUCGAUGCGUGGCAGUAUUCUGGAUGCCGAGGCGCGCACCUCAAUCAAUAUCUGGAUAUAUCUCAAGAGCCUGGUUAUACUGUUCGAUAUUGCCUGGCUGGCGGUGGGAUCCGUUUGGCUGGGGCAUUACUACACCACUGCACCCAUCGAUGAUCCCAAAAAGGUCUACAUAGCAAUUAUCAUCUGCAAUUGGGCUCUGGUGGUGAUCACCCUCAUCACGAUAUGGUGCACCUUCGAUGCUGCCGGCAGAUCCUGGGUAAAGAUGAAGAAGUACCAGCGAUCAAUGCGCGAGACAGAGUCGCGGUUUAACUACAAGCGGAGCAACAGUAUGAACCGCAACUGGCGGCAAAGGAAAGUAAUGCGAGCGUACCAGGAUAGUUGGGAUCAUCGCUGCCGCCUGCUUUUCUGCUGCAUGGGCUCCUCGGAGCGCAACCGGAACUCGUUCACGGACAUCGCCCGUCUGCUGAGCGACUUCUUCCGGGAGCUGGACGUGGUGCCGUCGGAUGUGGUGGCCGGAUUAGUUCUGCUCCGCAAGUUCCAGCGUCUCGAACGCGAGGCCAUUGUGAGGCAGCGCAAAAAUGGCACCUACGAGUUCCUCAGCGGCGUACCGAUCACGGAGCGAACCCAGUUCCUAGCACUCAACGAUGCCAAAAACUAUGACUUCUUUCAAACGGUCAUCCACUAUAUGUACUUUGCCCAGGGAGCCUACGGCUGGCCCAUGUACGUCAUCAUCAAUCGCAGCAAGAUGUGGCAUCUGGUGCCGGAACUGAAAUGCUUUGGCUGCUGUUGCGGUACAAGUGAUGAUACAGAGGUUAUCCAGGACAACUGCUGCCUGUGCAACUAUGCAGCGCUGAAGAAGACGCUCCAGCUGGGCGACAUCGAUAUCGUUUAUGCCACCUAUCACGUGGACGUGGGCGAGACGCCCUUCUUUGUGGCCAUCGACUACACACAUCGUUCGGUUGUGAUCAGCAUACGUGGUACCCUUAGCAUGAAGGACAUCCUUACUGAUCUGAAUGCCGAGGGCGAAGUUCUGCCGCUGCAGCCGCCGCGUGACGAUUGGCUGGGCCACAAGGGUAUGGUGCAAGCGGCGAUCUACAUACGCAACAAGCUGCAGGAGGAGAACCUCAUCGAGAGGGCACUCCAGCGGAAUCCGGACCGUCAGACGCACACCUUUGACCUGGUGCUGGUGGGCCAUUCGCUGGGCGCCGGCACAGCGGCCAUACUCGCCAUUCUCCUUAAGCCCGAGCAUCCCACGCUCCAGUGCUUCAGUUACUCUCCGCCAGGAGGUCUGCUCAGUAUGCCCGCCGUGGAGUACUCAAAGUCGUUCAUCACCUCGGUGGUGCUGGGCAAGGAUGUAGUGCCGCGCAUCGGUCUCAAUCAAAUGGAGGCCCUGCGAGCGGACCUUAUCAAUGCCAUUCAGCGCAGCGUGGAUCCCAAGUGGAAGACCAUUUCCUGCUCGGUCAUCUGCUGUGGCUGUGGACCCGAGCCCACUUCUGUGGUCAACAUGUCCGGCCAGGACACGCACAUCAAUCAGUACCAGGAGGAGCGUGGCACUGCCCGUUCGACCAGCGCUCAUCCGACGGACAGCUCGAUAGCUUUAACUCUGCACCAGCCCUUAUAUCCGCCCGGUCGCAUCAUUCACAUAGUGCGACAUCAUCCCAAGCCCGACGAGCAAAAAUACGACAGUGGUUGGAGAAAUGUUCUGAAAAAUCGGGAGCCCGUAUAUCAGGCAAUCUGGGCCGAUUCCACGGACUUCGAUGAGGUGCUCAUCUCGCCGGUGAUGCUGCAGGAUCACAUGCCCGACAAGGUUCUCGCCGCCCUCAAGAAGGUUGUAACAACGAGUGGGCCACGCAAGCCGCAGCGCCAGACCUCGAAUGCAUUCUCCACCGGAUCAAACGAAGCAGCGCACGAUAUGGACCUCGAACCGCCGCAUUGUAGCGGCCACAGUGUGCCGACGGAUGCCAUGAGAUUCGAGCCGCGAACGGAUCCCGACCAGAUGCAGAACUCGAUAACGCAGUCGCAACACUGCAAGCGACCCUCGCAAAGUUCCUACACGAACCUGAGCAACUGCCUCGUCCUGACGCCGACCGCCCAGCACAAGCUUUGUUUGGAGACGUCCUUCACCAACGGAUCGACACCACACCAGCCAAAUCAGCGGCUCACGUCGGCGGCCUCAUCGCUCCUGAGCUCGGCAACCACGCCGUAUGACAUAUCAAGUGCUCUGGACGACAGCCUGGCCACAGUGGCGCUGCGGCAGAGCCCCUCGCUGAUCAGCGCUGAGACGACGGCCACGGUGAUUGUUAAUCCGGAUCCGGAUGCUGAGGAGAUUGCCAUACCACAACGCCUCAAGGCGGUGGCAUUCGAUAUGGCGCUCACUCCGCCGCCAACGCUGCCGGAGAGGUCCCUGCUCGGGCGCCAACACUCCGAAAAAAAGCCACGUUCUCUGCCGCUGGCCCAUGUCCAGGCCCUUCGUAGAGCUUCGGAUGCUGGUGCGGUGCCUGGAGUGGAUUUACUGCACGACGACUGGUAUGGCCUGGCCCCACUGGCCAGUCCCGAAACGCUGUCCGAGAUCUCGAGCGUCUCCUCGCGAACCAGCGUCCCCAUUAGCCUGGCCAACAGCAUUGAGCGCUAUCUGCAGCACAUGGGCGUGGGCGUUGGCGGUCCGAAGGUGCCACUCGAGGACAUCUUCGAGUCGCAGCUGCAUACGCCCAAGGUUAUGAGGCGGGCGCCCAAGUUCAGCGAGAAUCUAGCGGGCUGUGCAGAGGACACCAGAAAUCUGGAUCAGUACAAACGGCUGGGUCGUGUGUUCAUCACCUUUCCGCGCAUCUUUCCGGAUCAAUCGCCAGCGGCGCAUAGUCUGGACUCCAGCGACGAUAGCUUUGAGUCUGCGUCGGCCCACAGCCUGCAGAGAUUGCAGCUGCCGCACGGUGCCAAUGCGGUGCAGAGUUCCAAGUCCGCCGAUCCGCUGGACGGAGAUCCCGAUGCGAUGAGGCAAACGCAGCCGGCCAAGAAGUUGACAUUCAGCGAUAGCGAUAUCCUGACAGACGCGGACUGUCUGCGACUGUGUCCACACUGUCCCUGCGAUCGGGAUGUCCAGCGUGGCUGCUGCACUCGCUCGGAGCACGGGAAGUGCGGCACAGAGAUUUCCGGCGGUUGUGGUGGUGCCACCAUGGGAUUGGGCUCCACAGAUACUAGUUUCUACAGUGCCAGCUCAUCGCUGGAACAGUUUGCCACACCGGCCCGGCAGAACGGUGGUAGUGGGGCCUCUGGCCCCCACCUGGAGGAGAUACUCAUACGGCCCGGCGUGUUGGAAUCGCACUUUCCCGUUCUCGGCGGUGGCAGCGCGAUAGAGACACCCGCUUUGGUGGCCCCAGCCUCACCAUCGCCGCUCAGCAAUGGCAAACGACCGGAUGUGGUUGGUGGCCGGGUGAGGAAACGGCUCUCGUCCGAGGAGUUUGUCUUCUCCCGGGGCGAGGAUCUGCCUAGCCUAGUACAAAUCGGUGAUAGGAGUACCGGCUCUCCGGCGGGACGACGUCGGGCCAAGGGCUGCGUCUAUCCGGCCGGGAAUAGUCUCCGUUUGGACGCUGCUGCCGCUGUCGCCUCCGCUUCCGCAUCGCCCACGUCCAUUAGUAAAUUUACCCGCACGCGCGUGGCCGCCGGAGGAUUGGCAGCCAAACAGGCUGCCGGCAAUAACGAAAGUAACGUUUAAUAGUUGUAAGUUGCAAGCAGUACCUUCACCUGGACACACAGAUGCGAUUUCAGCCCAAAGUCGACAAUUAUGCCGUUGCCAUUGCUUUCACACAAGCGAUACAUACACAAAACCAGUUGAUUACAAAUUAAAGGAACUCACAAGGAAUCUAACAUUUUGCAUACCGAUUACCUAAGGAACAACAUUUAGCAUUAACACACGAGCGUUUACUAUUAACUAAAUGCAAUAUGUAUAUUUAUAUACAGAUAUAUAAAUAUAUAUUUUUUUGUGCAGCCAAGCCCCAAGCGACGAGAAAUUUUAAUAAAACGU